This is a messenger RNA of Necator americanus (New World hookworm), 549 nucleotides long. RefSeq lists its product as uncharacterized. Lineage: Eukaryota; Metazoa; Nematoda; Chromadorea; Rhabditida; Ancylostomatidae. Bases 1 to 549 code for a protein of 182 amino acids. The record is from RefSeq and is a predicted model, not a curated record. Gene Ontology annotation, molecular function: protein binding. The transcript has 4 exons.
AUGAACUGCAAGGGCGAAGGUCUGUCGAUAACAAAUGGUAGGAACUCACGCUAUAUCUCGGAUAGUUCUUCCGAUCCGAAUGAGACAAUCGAACCAUUGGCUCUUGUGAUCGAUCAGUCGGCGGUCUAUGCUAGGCGUCUUCGAUCCAAGACAGCAAGAUUUACAGAACCUAACUAUAUUUCAGAUCCAAAGUUCGAAGUCAUUUUUGAACGAAUGGGAGAUGAAGUAGUCCUUGCGAGAAAUACUGACGAACUUAUCGAGAUCUUUGCAAUAUUUCGGACGCUCGGUCAUGUGUCGAUUUCAUUGGAUAUUGACGAUUUCGCCGUAGAUCAUCUGCGAACGCAAGGAAGACUGCCGACGUUUUCGUUGUCGUUCCUUGGAAAGGUGAUCACGAUAAAGAAACUUGAAUGGGACUGUGACGUUGAAGUGAAACUGACCGAUCUCCCUAGGGGCAACUCAAAACUAGACCGUAUAAUUCAAGAUGAAGAAACAGCUACUAACUUACUACUGGAGAAAAUGUGGAAUGUUCGGAAAAUCCUAACUCAAUAA